Messenger RNA from Drosophila virilis, 623 nucleotides. RefSeq names its product ribosomal protein S17 (gene RpS17). Gene Ontology annotation, biological process: translation. Gene Ontology annotation, cellular component: ribosome. Lineage: Eukaryota; Metazoa; Arthropoda; Insecta; Diptera; Drosophilidae. The record is from RefSeq and is a predicted model, not a curated record. Gene Ontology annotation, molecular function: structural constituent of ribosome.
UAACAUCAUAUGCAACCCUGAACAUGCAAUUCACACAAAAGAUGUCAUUUUGACAGCGGCUCUUUUCUGUUCUUUUCCGGUAACAACGUUCGCAAUGGGUCGCGUCAGAACCAAGACUGUGAAGAAGGCCGCCAAGGUCAUCAUUGAGAAGUACUACACACGCCUGACGUUGGAUUUCCACACCAACAAGCGUAUCUGCGAGGAGGUUGCCAUCAUUCCCACCAAGCCCCUCUGCAACAAGAUUGCCGGCUAUGUUACCCACUUGAUGGGCCGUCUGCGUCACUCCCAGGUGCGCGGUAUUUCGAUCAAGCUGCAGGAAGAGGAGCGCGAGCGUCGUGACAACUACGUUCCGGCUGUCUCCGCUCUGGAGCAGGACAUCAUCGAUGUCGAUGCCGACACCAAGGAGAUGUUGAAACUGUUGGACUUCCACAACAUUCGUGGCCUGCAGCUUACCCAGCCCAACACCAACAACUUUGGACGUCGCAAUUAGGUUUUAAUCGGAAGGACAGUAGAUGCUGCUGGUGAUCCUUAAGUUCUACAAAGGCGCCUGUUUUUUUUGCUAAAUAUCAAAUGGUUGCAUCGACAACACAAUAAACAUCGUGUGUGAAAUGCAAAAAUAGAAA